UAGAUCUGUAAAAUAUGCAUAUUUAGAGCAUUUACAGUACACUCAAUAUGUGUACUUCUGUCCACAUGCGCAUGUGCUCCAGGGUGCCCGUGUGAAUAAUGCAAGCAGGCUCGUACCAACGUCUUUGGCCUGCUGCUGCUGCUGCUGUUCUACUUCCACAUAAACUGAUCUGGGUUCAGAACCCGUGGCUGGUGCCACCAUGCUCUGGCGGGUGUAGCACUGUCCCAGGACCAGUCAUUGUUGCGGAACGCCUGGUAACCGGAGAGCAACUCUUCGAACAAAAAGAGCUGAUCGUGUGUCCCACAAGGAAGAGAGGAGCUGAAGAGGAAACAUGGAUGGCUUGGAGGAAAAAUGGAGGUUUACGACACAUCACACGAUCCGAUGCCAUCACCUCUCUCUGUAGACUAUAGCAUCGCCGCACAGGUGGCUGCGAGGCGUUAAAUGUUAACCGCGUAGUCGACGCCCGUCCCAGGGUCCAACAAGACCAAAGGUCUGCAGAUUUGUGAACUCCUUCUCGGAGAGAGAUAAGCUCCUCUCUGGGUUCCAGCUUCCUGUCUCAGCGGGCUGAAGCCUGGUCGGGCUGCGGAAGACACACUUGGAACCGGCGGGCGGUGGAUUUUUUUUAUUUGACCUCACGUCGCCGCCGAUGAAGGCCGCCAUGGACAAACACGUCACCCACAUUUCCAGAGAGGACCUGGAAGAGCUCCGAGAGGCGUUCAACAAAAUCGACAUCGAUAACAGCGGCUAUGUGAGCGACUUUGAGCUUCAGGAGCUCUUCCGGGAGGCCAGCUUCUCUCUGCCAGGGUACCAAGUGCGGGAGAUCAUCGAGACAUUCGUCGCCGGGGACACAAAUAAGGACGAGAAGAUCAGCUUUGAGGAGUUUGUCUCUAUCUACCAGGAGCUGAAGAGCAAAAAGUUCAGCGAGACCUUCCGGAAGUCCAUCACAAGGAGAGAUGGCAUCCGUUCUUUUGGAGGGAUGUCGGGAAUAUCCAGCGUGGGAACGCAGCAUUCCUACUCAGACGAGGAGAAGGUGGCGUUUGUCAACUGGAUCAACAAAGCGCUGGCCAAAGAUCCUGACUGCCGGCAUCUGCUGCCCAUGAAUCCUGACGACGAAAGCCUCUUCACCUCCGUCCGUGAUGGCAUCCUGCUUUGCAAAAUGAUCAACCUGUCUCAGCCUGACACCAUCGACGAGAGAGUCAUCAACACCAAGAAGCUCACCACCUUCACAAUGACUGAAAAUCUGGUCCUCGCACUGAACUCCGCCUCGGCCAUCGGCUGCACGGUGGUGAACAUCGACGCCCUUGAUCUGAUGGUUGGGAAACCCCAUCUGGUUCUGGGAUUAUUCUGGCAAAUCAUCAAAGUUGGCCUCUUUGCUGAAAUCGAAAUCAGCAGGAACGAAGGCAUGAUUUGCCUCCUGACAGAGGGAGAAAGCCUGGACCAUCUGAUGUCUCUCUCUCCCGAGGAUUUGCUGCUCCGCUGGGUCAACUAUCACCUGCACAACGCCGGCACAAAACCCAUCAGCAACUUCAGCGAGGACAUCAAGGACUCUCGAGCUUACUUCUACCUGCUGGACCAGAUUGCUCCCCAUGGAGAGCACGACUACAGGAGCGUCAAGAUUGACAUGAGCGGACUGAAUGAGCGGGACUUGAACCAAAGGGCCGAGCUGAUGCUGCGUCAGGCGGCCCGUCUGGAUUGCAGGCAGUUUGUGAGCCCUCAAGACGUCACGUCCGGGAACAGCAAACUCAACUUGGCCUUCGUGGCCAACCUGUUCAACUCGCACCCGGCUCUGCAGAGGUCGCAGGUCAACGGCAUGGAGGCCGCUCAUCUCGAGCCCGAGAGCAGAGAAGAGAAGACCUUCCGCAACUGGAUCAACUCUCUGGGUGUGAAUCCAUACGUGAACCACAUGUACCAUGACCUUUGCGACGGCCUGGUGAUCCUGCAGCUCUACGAGAAAGUCAACGUUCCCGUCAACUGGAAGAAAGUCAACCAGCCGCCUUACCCCGCCCUGGGGGCAAACAUGAAGAAGCUGGAAAACUGCAACUACGCCGUGGGCCUGGGCAGGAACGUGGCUCACUUCUCUCUCGUUGGCAUCGGCGGGGAGAAUUUGAACGAGGGAAGCCCCAUGCACACCUUGGCGCUGGUUUGGCAGCUCAUGAGGAGAUACACAAUGCUGGUGUUGUCAGACCUGGGUGAUGGAGAGAAAGUUGGAGAGCAGAUCAUCCUCAACUGGGUCAACAACACCCUGAGCCAAAAACACAAGGAUACUCAGAUCAGCAGCUUCAAGGACCUCGACAUCAGCACCAGCCUGCCGGUGAUCGACCUGAUCGACGCCAUCGCUCCGGGUACGGUCAAGUGGGACAUGGUGAAGAGACCAGAGAGAGGAGUGCUGAAGAAUGCCGACAAAGUCAACAAUGCCAAAUACGCAAUCUCAUUGGCUCGCAAGAUCGGAGCUCGCGUCUACGCUCUUCCAGAUGACUUGGUGGAGGUGAACCCCAAGAUGGUGUUGACGUUGUUCGCCUGCCUCAUGGGCUACGGUUUAAAAAAGGCACACCGCUGAACCCACCCAGAAACAUCUACUGAGAUACAUUUCCUCUCAAUUUGCCAUUUCUGCUUUGAUUUAUUUGAAUAGUUAUAAAAAACAAACAUAAACCUACACUGCAUUAUUAAAAUCAUGUCUCAUCCAUAUUUUUUCAUUUUUCAUUCCUGUAAUUUGAUGACAAUAUUUGUGAUUGUUUUUUUUGUCAGUUUUAUUUACUGUAAUUUGAAUUUGAAUUUUACAACAGUGUUUAUUUACUUGAACAUGGGCAGAUAAGACAAAAGCAGAUUUAGACUUUUGCUGGUGAAGCAUUAUGUCCUUAAG
Molecule: messenger RNA, 2860 nt
Organism: Dunckerocampus dactyliophorus (ringed pipefish)
Lineage: Eukaryota; Metazoa; Chordata; Actinopteri; Syngnathiformes; Syngnathidae
Product: plastin-1-like
Exons: 17
Coding region: 647-2557 (636 amino acids)
Biological process (GO): actin filament bundle assembly; actin filament network formation
Cellular component (GO): cytoplasm; actin filament bundle; actin filament
Molecular function (GO): actin filament binding; calcium ion binding
Source: RefSeq, a predicted model, not a curated record